AUGUCGGACAAAGGACAAACUGAAGGACACUGGGAGUCACAUUCCUAUGCUUCUCGAACAACACAAGUUGGUGACAGUCCGGCGAUUACCGUUGGCAAAGAAGCUUCGGCACAAGGAACAUUCGAUCAUGGUAAACCAGUAGUGACUGAAUCUCAUGCAACCUCAUUUUCUGAUAAAGGCCAUCCAGGAACACUUGAAUAUAAAGAUGCAAAUGCUGAUCAACAAAAAAGCAUUCAAUAA
Molecule: messenger RNA, 240 nt
Organism: Adineta ricciae
Lineage: Eukaryota; Metazoa; Rotifera; Eurotatoria; Adinetida; Adinetidae
Source: the annotation of a GenBank genome assembly